GUAAACAAAGCGCGUGGAGCUCAGGAGCCGUGAUGAACUCCGCUAUUCUUGCUCGUGUCGGCCAGCGUGGCCGGUUGAAUUUUAAUUUAAGCUGUGAAAGGUGACAAGAAGCCUCAACAGACCUGCUUCCAGCCUUCUUCUGCAAUGACAGAUAGAGUCAAAGAGCUCGUUUCGAAGUGCCUGCAGGCCCGGGACAUGGCAUACUGCCCGUACAGCCGGUUCCCUGUCGGUGCGGCCAUUCUAACAGCAGAUGGCGCUAUAAUAACAGGCUGUAACGUGGAGAACGCCUCCUACGGUCUGACAGUGUGUGCUGAGCGGACAGCCAUCCAUAAGGCCGUGGUGGAGGGACACAGGCGCUUCACUGCCAUCGCUGUGACAUGUGAUAUUAAAGACCGCUUUGUUGGGCCGUGCGGAGCAUGUCGGCAGGUUCUUAUGGAGUUUGGUUCAGACUGGAUUGUAUACCUGACCAAGCCGGAUGGAUCAUACAAAGAAACCAGCCUCAGUGAACUGUUGCCUCUAGCCUUUUCUCCAGCACACCUCGGGAAGUGAUGGAGCCCUGACACCAUCCUUAGACAUCAUUGUUUAGUUGAUUAUUUCAAUACUUUUUAGCUGCAUUGUCUCUUUGUCCACAUAAAACUGCAAAUUAUGUCAAUAAUAAAACACAAUUUUCCUCUAAA
This is a messenger RNA of Acanthopagrus latus (yellowfin seabream), 677 nucleotides long. Its product is annotated as zgc:103586. Gene Ontology annotation, cellular component: cytosol. Gene Ontology annotation, molecular function: zinc ion binding; cytidine deaminase activity. The transcript has 5 exons. NCBI's taxonomy places the organism in Eukaryota, Metazoa, Chordata, Actinopteri, Spariformes, Sparidae. The record is from RefSeq and is a predicted model, not a curated record. Bases 145 to 549 code for a protein of 134 amino acids.